Prunus mume (Japanese apricot) is the source of this 2402-nucleotide messenger RNA. Its product is annotated as putative alkaline/neutral invertase B. The record is from RefSeq and is a predicted model, not a curated record. Gene Ontology annotation, molecular function: endo-alpha-N-acetylgalactosaminidase activity; sucrose alpha-glucosidase activity. NCBI's taxonomy places the organism in Eukaryota, Viridiplantae, Streptophyta, Magnoliopsida, Rosales, Rosaceae. Gene Ontology annotation, biological process: sucrose catabolic process.
UGCACCAAAGUGUCAACAUUUUCCGUACAUCACAGAGCCUCAUUUGCCGAAGAGGUCUCAUGUAUAUGAUGUAGCAGUGAUAUUUAGGCAUUCUAACCCCAAACCCAUCUGCCAGUCAUCUCUACCAUUUCACAGAGUACUGAGCGACCCACCACCGCCUCAUGAUACCCAAAAAAGAUUCUAUAAGAAUACACUGUCAGUAGUGAGCUUGGUUAGUUCUCUCAAGCUUGGCCUUUGGAGACUCCUUUGAGGGUGGGUGUUGAGCACUAAACUAACCACUGGGUCACUGACUGUCAAGUGCUGAAAUCUGUGGAAAUGUCAAUACCCAAUUCAGACAUGUCUCAGAAUGGAAAUAUAAGGCAUGUUGAUGCCUUAUGUAGUGUGGCAGAAAUUGAAGAAAUUGAUUUUUCAAAGUUGUUAGACCGACCAAGCUUUCUGAAUAUGGAGAGAAAAAGAUCAUUUGAUGAAAGGUCACUCAGUGAACUAUCUGUUGCGUUGUCCCCGCGUCACUCAUCAAGAAAUGCUGAUAACUCCUCCAGAUUUUUUGACCAUCCUGAAUAUGUAUUUUCGCCCAGUAGAACGUCAUUCAUUGGCACCCCUAGGUCACUGACUGGCUUUGAGCCACAUCCAAUGGUUGCUGAAGCCUGGGAAACUUUGAGGCGUUCGUUGGUGUUUUUCCGUGGUCAGCCAGUUGGGACAAUUGCUGCAACAGAUACCUCUGAAGAAAAACUUAACUAUGAUCAGGUGUUUGUCAGAGACUUUGUCCCUAGUGGAUUGGCUUUUUUGAUGAAUGGUGAACCUGAAAUAGUUAAAAAUUUUAUCUUGAAGACUCUGCGUCUUCAGUCAUGGGAGAAAAAGAUUGAUAGGUUCCAUCUUGGAGAAGGAGUAAUGCCAGCUAGUUUCAAAGUACUCCAUGAUCCAGUCAGGAACAGUGAGACUUUAAUAGCAGAUUUUGGCGAGAGUGCGAUAGGAAGAGUUGCUCCUGUUGAUUCUGGAUUUUGGUGGAUCAUAUUGCUUCGAGCAUACACAAAAUCCACUGGAGACUCUUCAUUGGCGGAACUUCCUGAAUGCCAGAAGGGUAUGCGGCUUAUUCUAAGUUUAUGUCUAACGGAGGGGUUCGACACAUUUCCAACCCUUCUUUGUGCUGAUGGAUGCUGCAUGAUUGAUCGUAGAAUGGGUGUCUAUGGGUACCCCAUCGAAAUUCAGGCUCUUUUCUUCAUGGCUUUAAGAUGUGCUUUGCUGUUGCUUAAGCAAGAUGAUGAGGGGAAGGAGUUUGUAGAGCGCAUAGUAAAACGCCUUCAUGCCUUGAGCUAUCACAUGAGAAGUUACUUUUGGCUAGACUUUAAGCAGUUAAAUGACAUAUAUCGAUAUAAAACUGAAGAGUACUCACAUACAGCGGUCAACAAGUUCAAUGUGAUACCAGAUUCUCUUCCAGACUGGGUCUUUGAUUUUAUGCCAACUCGUGGUGGUUACUUUAUUGGGAAUGUCAGUCCCGCCAGAAUGGAUUUCCGUUGGUUUUGCUUGGGUAAUUGUAUAGCAAUUCUUUCAUCGUUGGCAACCCCCGAACAAUCCAUGGCAAUAAUGGAUCUCAUAGAAUCACGAUGGGAAGAAUUGGCAGGAGAAAUGCCACUAAAGGUUUGUUAUCCAGCUAUAGAAAGUCAUCAAUGGCGGAUUGUAACAGGCUGCGACCCAAAAAAUACGAGAUGGAGCUACCACAACGGAGGGUCUUGGCCAGUGCUGUUAUGGCUUCUCACUGCUGCAUGCAUCAAGACUGGGCGGCCCCAGAUUGCUAGACGUGCCAUUGAACUUGCUGAGAGCAGGUUGCUGAAAGACAAUUGGCCUGAAUACUAUGAUGGGAAACUUGGUCGUUACGUUGGGAAGCAGGCCCGAAAAUUCCAGACCUGGUCAGUUGCGGGGUACUUGGUAGCAAAGAUGAUGUUGGAAGAUCCGUCUCAUUUGGGUAUGAUAGCGCUCGAGGAAGACAGACAGAUGAAGCCGGUAAUGAAGAGAUCAAAUUCGUGGACUUGCUAAAUUUGAUUGGUCAACCUAUGACCUACUCGCCUGGUUUUGUGUUGGAGUUGUUACUGUUCAUUAGAAGUCUUUUGAGCACAAGUCAGCACCAAAAUGCCUUCAUUCAAAACUGCUGGGAAAGUAGGAAUUAUCUGGAUGCUACAUCAUGGAUGAAUUUAACACUCGGUCUCAUCGGAUAAAACCAAGUUGGACUGGAUUAUUGCCCAAAUUAGUUCCCCAGGAUUUCUUUGAGUUCUCAGAUCAUGUUCCCUGAAUGGGUUAAACCAAUAUACGUUCCUGAUAAAAUGUUGUACAUGUAGAAUUCCUCUUUCCUUUUCUUAUUGGACAUGCAGAAUUCCUCUUGAAAUAUGAUUCUAGACAAAACAAAACAA